Molecule: messenger RNA, 1680 nt
Organism: Scomber japonicus (chub mackerel)
Lineage: Eukaryota; Metazoa; Chordata; Actinopteri; Scombriformes; Scombridae
Product: putative gonadotropin-releasing hormone II receptor
Exons: 4
Coding region: 213-1496 (427 amino acids)
Biological process (GO): G protein-coupled receptor signaling pathway
Cellular component (GO): membrane
Molecular function (GO): peptide binding; gonadotropin-releasing hormone receptor activity
Source: RefSeq, a predicted model, not a curated record
UCAGGUGUCAGUGCGCCUAAGCAACAGGACACUUGCUUUCCUACUGAAUCCAAACGGACCCUAACAUCGACGAUGCUUUCUUCUUGCGGUGCUUUUUAAAUACUUGGAGACUCAGACUUGCACAAAAGGAUACUCUCUUCUUCCACUGCACACAAACCGCUGACCAUCAUGGUGGAGGAGCAGAAUGUUUCUUCCUCUGCGUGUUUCAGAAAAUGAACGCCACUCUCUCUGACUCUGCAGUGACCAUGUAUCACCAGACGGCAGACUAUCAAUUUAACUCCAGCUGCAACUGCUCCUCACCCCCUUACAAUUGGACAACAGGGGGUGACGCCCUGCAGCUGCCCACUUUUACCACAGCAGCUAAAGUCAGAGUGAUCAUUACCUUCAUUCUCUGUGGCAUCUCAGCCUUUUGCAACCUGGCUGUGCUGUGGGCAGCACACAGUGAUGGCAAACGUAAAUCCCACGUCAGGGUGCUGAUAAUCAACCUGACGGUGGCUGAUCUCUUGGUGACCUUCAUUGUGAUGCCUGUGGAUGCCGUGUGGAACAUCACAGUCCAGUGGCUCGCUGGGGACUUUGCCUGCAGACUACUGAUGUUUCUUAAGCUGCAAGCAAUGUACUCCUGCGCUUUUGUCACUGUGGUGAUCAGUUUGGAUAGGCAGUCAGCCAUCCUCAACCCCCUGGCUAUCAAUAAGGCCAGAAAGAGGAACAGAGUCAUGCUGACUGUGGCAUGGGGUAUGAGUGCCCUGCUGUCAGUCCCCCAGAUAUUCCUUUUUCACAAUGUGACCAUCGUCCAUCCCGAGGACUUCACUCAGUGCACCACACGAGGACAUUUUGUCAGUAACUGGGAUGAAACGGCAUAUAACAUGUUCACUUUCUCCUGCCUGUUCUUGCUGCCACUGGUUAUCAUGAUCACCUGUUACACCAGGAUCUUCUUUGAGAUCUCCAAACGACUAAAAAAGGACAACUUAUCCUCAAACGAAGUGCGGUUGCGGUGUUCGAAGAACAACAUUCCCAGAGCACGGAUGAGAACUCUGAAAAUGAGCAUUGUAAUAGUUUUGUCUUUCAUUAUCUGCUGGACACCAUACUACCUGCUGGGCUUGUGGUACUGGUUUUUCCCUGACGACCUGGAGGGAAAGGUCUCCCACUCGUUGACCCACAUGCUGUUCAUCUUUGGGCUCGUCAAUGCCUGCUUGGACCCAGUCAUCUACGGCCUGUUCACCAUUCACUUCCGAAAGGGGCUCCGAAGGUAUUACCGCAAAGCUGCUGCAACAGCUGACCUGGAUAGCAAUACAGUUAUAACUGGAUCUCUCACCUGUACCACCAAUUCCUUCCCACUGAAGAGAGAGGUGAGCCUUGCCCGCCAGGAGAGGUUCAUGCUGUGCAGUGACAAUAACAGCAAAGUGGAGUCAGCGUCGCCAGGAAGCUGCUUUUUACCAGCAGACAAUGAUGCAAAGAGACACCCCAAUGAGUCUAGCAGCUCUGAAAGCAUCAUGUGAGGGGAAAACAGGACAGAAACUCGUUGUCAGUUUUUACUACUGUUGAGUAACUCUUUCAUUUAUACUGUGUCUGAUGUGUGGGGUAAUAUAUUCUUUAAAUAUUUAAUGUAAAAAAAUUAUGUCACUUUGGCUUAGGCCUACUUCGCAAAACUUUACAUACCUCUGUAAAUACCACAAAGACCAA